UCUUUGGCGCCACUGACCAGUAUCUCCACUUCCAGCAAAUAUAAAUUUCAAAAUGAAAUUCUUCGCCGUAUUCGCUGCCGUCCUGGCCCUCGCGGCCGCCGCGCCCACCACCCAGUGGACCCUCAACGAGCUGUCCGAGGCUAUUCAGAACCCGGCCACCAACGACGUUUCUGGCAAACCCCUUGUGCAGAUCAUCGUCAACAUCAACCAGGAGUCCCCCGCCUCCGUCCAGCCCGCUCCCGUGGAGGUGCCUGAGAUCCCCGAGAUCGAGCCUACCCCCGUCAUCGUUGUUCCUGAGGCCCCCGCUGAGAUCGAGCCCACCCCCGUGAUCGUGGUCCCCUCGCCCGUGCCCGCCCCUUCUCCCAUUGAGAUCGUGCCUUCUCCCGUCGAGGUCGUGCCCGCUCCUACCCCUAUUGAGAUCGUGCCCGCGCCUACCCCCAUCGAGAUUGUGCCCGCGCCUACUCCCAUCGAGAUCGUGCCCGCGCCUACCCCCAUCGAGAUCGUGCCCGCGCCUACUCCCAUCGAGAUCGUGCCCGCGCCUACUCCCAUCGAGAUUGUGCCCGCGCCUACUCCCAUCGAGAUCGUGCCCGCGCCUACCCCAUCGAGAUUGUAUCGUGCCCGCGCCUACCCCAUCGAGAUUGUGCCCGCGCCUACUCCCAUCGAGAUUGUGCCCGCACCAACCCCCAUUGAGAUCGUGCCCGCUCCCUCUCCAAUUGAAAUCGCUCCCGCGCCUACCCCCAUUGAGAUCGUGCCCGCGCCUACUCCCAUCGAGAUUGUGCCCGCGCCUACUCCCAUCGAAAUUGUGCCCGCACCAACCCCCAUUGAGAUCGUGCCCGCUCCCUCCCCAAUUGAAAUCGCUCCCGCGCCUACCCCCAUUGAGAUCGUGCCCGUACCUACUCCCAUCGAGAUUGUGCCCGCGCCUACUCCCAUCGAGAUUGUGCCCGCGCCUACCCCCAUUGAGAUCGUGCCCGCUCCCUCUCCAAUUGAAAUCGUUCCCGCGCCUACCCCCAUCGAGAUCGUGCCCGCACCUACCCCCAUCGAGAUUGUGCCCGCUCCUUCUCCCAUCGAAAUCGCCCCGGCACCUACCCCCAUCGAGAUUAUCCCCGCCCCUACUCCUAUUGAGAUCAUCCCCGCCCCCGAGCCCAUCGUGAUCGCCCCCGAGAACCCCAUCGACGUGAUCGCCGUCAGCGCCCCCGAGGUGAACCCCGCUGACCUGCUCGCGCCCGUGCCCGUCGCCGUCGCCGGCGCCGCUGAGGGAGACCGCGUUUAA
Molecule: messenger RNA, 1270 nt
Organism: Leguminivora glycinivorella
Lineage: Eukaryota; Metazoa; Arthropoda; Insecta; Lepidoptera; Tortricidae
Product: extensin-like
Exons: 3
Coding region: 53-1270 (405 amino acids)
Source: RefSeq, a predicted model, not a curated record